Messenger RNA from Onychostoma macrolepis, 596 nucleotides. RefSeq names its product C-C motif chemokine 4-like. The coding region runs from base 145 to 519 and encodes 124 amino acids. The transcript has 3 exons. Gene Ontology annotation, cellular component: extracellular region. Gene Ontology annotation, biological process: neutrophil chemotaxis; cellular response to type II interferon; immune response. NCBI's taxonomy places the organism in Eukaryota, Metazoa, Chordata, Actinopteri, Cypriniformes, Cyprinidae. Gene Ontology annotation, molecular function: chemokine activity; CCR chemokine receptor binding. The record is from RefSeq and is a predicted model, not a curated record.
GAAUGUCUUUAUGAGAAAUAUGUCUCUGACUAUGUAUAUAAGAAGCUGCUCAGACGUUAUUCUGGACACAACAGCUCUGAGAUCUUCAAGCUCUACAGAACUUCUACAGAUUCUUUCUGUGAUUGUGAAGAAACAUCUUGAAGAAUGAGAAGCCUGAUCUCUGUGCUGUUCCUGGUGAUCUUCUGCUCUGUGCAGAUGACUUCAAGCGCUACCAUGGCACUUGAUGGGGCACACUCAAAGUGCUGUGGAGAGCUCUCUAAGGUGAAGAUUCCUGUGAAGCUGGUGGCGUCUUAUUACUGGACCAGCAGCAGCUGUCCCAGACAAGCUAUUGUGUUUCAGACAAAAGCAGGGAGAGAGUUCUGUGUAGAUCCAGAGACCACCUGGGUGAGCGGCCAUAUUGAUAAAGUGGUCAAAAGAACAACAAAUGCUACAACAACAACUGCUGCUGCAUCAACAACUGCUACAAAAACACAAACUCAGUCUCACAGUCUAAAAGAAGCUACACUAUUUUUUAUUUAAAAUGUGCAUUUCAUAUUGUAUAUUUGAACCUUGUGCUAUUUCCAGUGUGUAUAUAAAAUAUUUUAUUUAAAGAAAAA